Molecule: messenger RNA, 662 nt
Organism: Erigeron canadensis
Lineage: Eukaryota; Viridiplantae; Streptophyta; Magnoliopsida; Asterales; Asteraceae
Exons: 3
Coding region: 229-444 (71 amino acids)
Source: RefSeq, a predicted model, not a curated record
UAAAAAUAAAUCAAAAUUAAAAAUAAAAAAUCACAGAAAAGCUGUACAAAAUCACCCCCUGCCCCAUUUCUAUCUUUAGCGAUCUUGGUCUACUCCCUUGCAAGUUGGGGAUUCCUUAGCCAAUUGGACGCAUACACGUAUUAAGACAUUCAGCAUUGGUUAACUUUCGGAUUUCAGCAAACACUUACUGCUGUUGGAGAAGCUUUUAACCAAUCUUGGUGUAAAUUAAUGAAGUUUCUGGGCUGGUAUGUCAAGAUUGCCGUUGUAUCCGCAGCUAUUGGAGGAUCUAUGGAGUAUUUCAUGAUCAAAACCGGUUUCUAUGACAAAGUGACGGCUCUUGAGUCAGAGAAGAUGGCAUGGGAGAAUUCACCAGAAGCUCAGGCCAUGAGAGAAGCUCUCAACCCUUGGAGAAACACUGAUGCAAAUGCAAAGAAAUCUUCCUAAUAUUUCUCACCAUAUUGGUAAUAAAGUGAUUUACAUGGGAUACUGAUCUUCUAUGCUAUGAGUUGUCGGUUGUUUUUUUAAAAAAACUAAACAAAAAUAUAAGGAUGCAAGUGGUAGAUUUUGCACUAGGUGAGCUAUAUUUUAUUACAAAUCUGAAUAGUUUGGUCUAAGUUAUGAUAGAUUUGCAAUUACAGAUUUAUACUUUUGCAUUCUGUUUC